Messenger RNA from Prorocentrum cordatum, 610 nucleotides. NCBI's taxonomy places the organism in Eukaryota, Dinophyceae, Prorocentrales, Prorocentraceae. The record is from the annotation of a GenBank genome assembly.
GCUCAAGGCAGCGUGCUUAUUACAAAGCCAUUUGCAAGGCUUUGGACGGUGCAGCACCGUUGCCCGCAUCUUUUUGAGGGAUGACGGCGGUAGCCACAGCGCUGCUUCUGACGGUCUUGGCAUGUCUUCGAGUCUUAGCUGGUGCUAUCACGCAUGUUGACAAAGGCGAGCAGGCCUUGGUGUGGUUUCGCGGCGACUCCAAGCAGGAAGUGCAGUCACGAAUCCUUCGGGCACAGGGGGCUAUGCGCGAGGCUGGUUUGGAUGCGCUCUUGCUGACGACGGAGGCGAAUGUUCGCUACUUCAGCGGGUACCACUCGCCCUUCUGGCAGUCGCCCACUCGACCCUGGUUCCUGGUGGUUGCGGUCAAUGGAAAUGUCACGGCAGUGGUGCCGACCAUCGGUGAUGAUGGCUUCAGGAGGUCGCAUGUCGACAGGGUCUUCACGUGGCCCUCGCCGCGGCCGGAGGACGAGGGGGUGUCCCUGCUGCAGCAGGUGCUCGCGGAUACGGUGCCGCGGCACGGGCGCGUCGGGGCCGAGCUCGGCGACCACAUGGUCCUGCGGAUGCCGGCCACCGACUUCCAGUGAUGGGCCCAUUUCCCACCACCGCUGCC